Fusarium musae is the source of this 258-nucleotide messenger RNA. RefSeq lists its product as uncharacterized. The transcript has 2 exons. Bases 1 to 258 code for a protein of 85 amino acids. NCBI's taxonomy places the organism in Eukaryota, Fungi, Ascomycota, Sordariomycetes, Hypocreales, Nectriaceae. The record is from RefSeq and is a predicted model, not a curated record.
AUGAGUGAAGAACAAACAGAGUUAGGCACAAAGGUCACCCGGCAAGUCGUUUUUGACAAAGAAGCACGAGGUAGCAACGACAAUGUUGUCAAAGAGGUAGUCUACGAAUUUGCUCCAACGCGUGUCGAUUUCUAUCACCCUGAUGGUAGCAAGAUCUUCAACAUUGUCAGUGUUGACCAAGAGAGUAAAAAGGCUAAGGGAACCGUGGAGGGUACUAUCGCUACCAUUCGUAAGUUGUUCAAGGAAGGCGAGCUUUGA